CAUCAGAUGUUUGUUCGUCCGUCACGCUUUCAGCUUGUCAAGCUUCAAUAAUUCGUAAUAGAUAAUCCUCAAAGGUUGUGAAAAUGUUGAUUCCAACGUCCGGCGAUCAGAUCCUUUUCAUAUGGAGCGGGAGUGGAUCUCAACUCCUUGAACCCAUCUCCACAAAGGCAAAGGAAAUCCCCAAUGUCGCACUGAAGCCAGAAAACCUGGAGCGUCUAGAACUUGCGAAUCACGCGAAAUCGACGUUCGACAAAUGUAUUAUUGCCGUUUCGGUGGCUGAGUUCACAGACGAAUUGCUUGCAACUACGUUGAAAUUACUCAAGCCGGCGGGUGCUUUGUACGUUCCACUUACACCAGGUCUGGACCCUGCGAAAGUUUUGUCACAACUGAAAUUGUCGGGAUAUGUGAACGGAAAGGCGGAAAAUGACACGAUAGUAGGCGAAAAACCCAAGUAUGAAGUUGGUGCAUCGGUGAAGCUAAGUUUCGGCGCGAAACAAAACUCAGAGACUGACCAGAAGAAGAAGGCGGCGAUAUGGAGCGUGAAUGGGGAUGAUGUCGAUGAUGAGGAGAAAAUUGAUCCUGAUGAACUGUUGGAUGAAGAGGAUCUUGCUAAGCCAGAUCCUUCAUCGUUGAGAGUGUGCAGUACAACGGGUAAACGUAAAGCUUGCAAAAAUUGUUCAUGUGGCCUUGCUGAUGAAUUAGCAGCUGAAAGUGCACAGUCAAAACCUGCCGACCAGCCUAAAUCAUCGUGUGGAAAUUGUUACCUUGGUGAUGCCUUCCGUUGUUCAACGUGUCCCUACUUAGGAAUGCCAGCCUUCAAGCCAGGCGAAAAAGUUAAAUUGAACGACAAUUUCCUACAAGACGAUAUUUAAAGUAUUGGUGAAAUGCGACUCAUACAUAGCGACCGGAUAGCUUGGUUUGUUUUGAAAAAUUAUUGAGAUUUGGAAGAGAUUAGACAACGAGAAGGAAAAUGCUUCUUUAUCAUGCACAAGUGCACCCUCUUCAUAGGUGACGAAGACCUUUGACUUCAUUAGCAGUUCAGUUUCAGUUGUUUUGGUGUAAUUUUCUCAUUAUAUUGCCUGCAUUCAUUCACACAUUGCGCAGUAAUUUCAAUAAAGUAUUACCGAAUUGUUAUAUAGU
This is a messenger RNA of Hermetia illucens (black soldier fly), 1140 nucleotides long. It is a transcript of the gene CIAPIN1, whose product is annotated as anamorsin homolog. Gene Ontology annotation, biological process: iron-sulfur cluster assembly. Bases 84 to 872 code for a protein of 262 amino acids. Gene Ontology annotation, cellular component: cytoplasm. NCBI's taxonomy places the organism in Eukaryota, Metazoa, Arthropoda, Insecta, Diptera, Stratiomyidae. Gene Ontology annotation, molecular function: iron-sulfur cluster binding. The record is from RefSeq and is a predicted model, not a curated record. The transcript is spliced from 4 exons.